AAUGUUACAAAAUUUUAUGACACGGCAGUGUUAUUUCACUGAUGUUUACGAAAAUCUGAAUUAAAAAAAAAAUGACCGAUUGUGAUGAAGUAUCGUCGGCACUUCCGGAGAAUCCGUUCACCGGAAUGCAUAUUGCUGAUACGGAAUUUUUGAAAAAAGUCGAGGGACGCAGUUCUUGCACCGUCUGUGGAAAAUCGCGGAAAUUCUUUUGUUACCAUUGCUAUGUUCCGGUGGCCGCUCUUCAGAACAAGCUCUCCUUCGUACAGUUGCCUAUCAAAAUCGACAUCAUCAAGCACAAAAACGAAAUCGAAGGAAAAAGCACAGCGAUCCAUGCAGCGAUUCUUGCGCCGGAGGAUGUCAAAAUUUACACGUACCCCGACAUUCCGGACUACAGGGAAGAAGAAGGCGCCGUAUUGAUUUUUCCAACACCAGACGCCGUGACCGUGUCCAGUCUGUGCAGUGGAGAGCUUCCAAAAGUCAAAGACAACUACGGACUUCCGAGGGGGCAUCAUAUCGGAACUUUGCUGCGUUGUCGUCUGACGGACAUAACGGCAGAACAGACACCUUCUAGCGAAGCAGACCCGUGCCGGCAAACACUGGCGCAUAAAUUACCCGUUCGGAAGGCGGUGUUCAUCGACAGCACCUGGAGUCAAUGUCGAGGAAUUUACAAAAACGAAAAGGUUGCUUGUCUGCGGACGGUCGUUAUCCAGAAUAGGAUCUCGCAAUUCUGGCGGCACCAGAAGAACAGCCCUCGGUGGUUUCUGGCAACGAUCGAGGCGGUUCAUCAAUUCCUAAUUGAACUCCACAUCAACGCUUACGGACUGGACUCGCAAUACAAAGGAUUAACGCAUUUAGGUUAUUUGAAUUUCCCACACGAGAAAGUAGUCCAGUGUGUGGAGGGAAAACCUCCGCCCUAUAAUGGACAGUAUGAUAAUUUACUGUUCUUUUUCCUUCACAUGUACAAUCUGAUACAUGACUAUUAUGAGCACCAUACGCUUCGGGCAUACCGUAGGCCAUUGUUUCUUGAAGAUAAAUAUCAGAAGCAGCUAAAGGAAAAACAAAAAGAGACACAAACUGUGGAAACCCCAAAAUCAUUGUGAUUUCAUGAGAAUGAAAUGUUAAAUAAACCAAUGAGCCUUUAACAGAA
Molecule: messenger RNA, 1147 nt
Organism: Armigeres subalbatus
Lineage: Eukaryota; Metazoa; Arthropoda; Insecta; Diptera; Culicidae
Product: tRNA-uridine aminocarboxypropyltransferase 1
Exons: 3
Coding region: 72-1100 (342 amino acids)
Biological process (GO): tRNA modification
Cellular component (GO): nucleus
Molecular function (GO): tRNA-uridine aminocarboxypropyltransferase activity
Source: RefSeq, a predicted model, not a curated record